GGAGUAUUUAGUUAGUUAAUAAAUUCAGACCUUCACUUCAUCCUUCUUUCCCUUCCAAUCAAUUUUCCAUGUUUCUCCACCUUCUGUUUCUUACGUAUCUAAUUAAUCAUACGUCUUUGAUGCACAUAAACGAAGAUAAGAUUAUUAUUCCGUGAAAUAGCUUAGGGUUUUGAUUCACACACUUCACAGGUGAUGUACCCUACGAAUUAUUCGAUUGUUUCGAAAGAUGACAGAUUUUUUCGUGAAUUGGUCAGAUGUAAUGAUGUUACAUUAGGUUUAUGGUUUACAGUUAGCUUUGGUAUUUCCCCUUAAAAAUUAUUAUCAUUUACUUAUCAGGAGUUACGCUUGAAAAAUCUCCAUCCUAGCAAUGGAGGAAUGUGGAUUCUUCUGUACUGAAGAUACUAGGCAGUCUUUUUCUAGGUUCAUGUAGCCGUGGUAGUGUUUCUAGUUUUUUUUUUACUCUCUAGGAUUUAGGAAAGGCCGUAUUAAGAAAUGGCCGAUGUUCAGCAACAACUUCAACAGAAGCCUGAGAACACAGCACAAGAUGCCCGUGCUGAGUUUGAGAGGGGGCUCGAGGAGUUGAUGCGUGGACAUUUGGACGAAUGCAUGUCAUUUGCAUCAUGCAGUUCAACAACUAGAAACACAGAGGAUGGUGACGAUGAUGGCGAGCAGCUCGUAAGGAGGAGGAGGAGGUCUGACUUGGAAGGAGAUGAUCUAGCUGAGUCAUCAGCAGCUAGGAGGCGUCACUCUAGGAUUCUAAGCAGGUGGGCUGCCAGGCAAGCCCAGGAGAUGAUUACUACAAUGGAAAGGAGGAAUCGUGAAUCGGAGUUGAUGGCACUUGCUGGCUUGCACACUGUUUCCAUGCUCGAUUCGUCGUUCUUGAGAGAAUCACAGUCUCCCACCUCAAGACGCCAGCGGCCUGAUGAUGAGAGAAUUAGCAGCCGAGCAUCAAGCAUACUACGGAUGUGGCGGGAAUUGGAGGAUGAGCAUGGGAUGGACCACUCCCAAGAUAGGCUCAGGGGACGAAGACUAACACCACAAAGAAGUGUAGAUUCUUCCAAUACAAUUGCCUCUAGUGUUAAUCAGGGCAGUGAGAGUGAGAGUGGGUAUGGAAAUUGGUCUCGUGAUUCUACUAGACAGCAUAACGUAGUUGGGGAGAAUGACAGUUCUAGCCGAGAACAAUCUCCUGAUCUCGGUGAAGUUGAGAGGGAGAGAGUGAGGCAAAUUGUUCGUGGGUGGAUGGAAAGUGGUAUAACUGACCCAUCAUCUAAUGUUUCCCAGAGGAGUGGUGGUGUUCAGAGAGGGGAAUGGCUUGGGGAGACUGAGCGUGAAAGGGUUAGGAUUGUGAGGGAAUGGGUGCAGAUGACUAGUCAACAAAGAGGAUUGCGCAGUAGGGAAGGACAAGUGAAUGGAGUUGGUCAAGCUGAUCAGGUUGUUCGUGAGGGGUAUGUUAUUGACCAAGAGGAAGGUCACUCCGAGCAUAUUCGAAGGGACAUGUUGAGACUGCGCGGAAGACAGGCUCUGGUUGAUUUGCUGGUGAGGAUUGAGAGUGAAAGGCAGAGGGAAUUACAAGGACUGCUGGACCGCCGUGCUGUUUCAGAUUUUGCCCACCGAAAUCGCAUUCAGUCAUUACUCAGAGGAAGGUUCCUGCGUAGUGAACGGCCUAUUGAGGAGGAGAGACAACCUUCACUUGCAGCAAGUGAACUCAUUCAGCUGAGGCAACGCCAUACUGUUUCUGGAGUAAGGUUAGAAAACAUAGUUCGUGGUCAAGUAAGCAGCCACUUUGACUCUUCAUCUCACCAUACCACCAACAGUAGUUCUAGGAAUCAACAUGCAAAUCUUCCAGAGGAAGUUCAAAAUGAAAAUAUUGAAGAACUACAGUUUAGAGACCAGGAAGGUAACACUCAUCAGUUGCAUGAACAUAGAGAAAGUUCUGAGCUUAGCACAUCCGGUCAAAGUACAAGUCAGCAGGUUUAUGAAACAGAGGGAGGUAAUCAAGGAGAUUCUAAUUCAUACGGGCCUAAUAAUGGGUGGACUAGUGGGGCUGCUGAAAACACAAGCAGAAACUGGGAGGUCGACUCGAUUACUGCUCGGCCCUUUGAAACAGCAGUGGAUGCAAUUAGAGAUGAACAAACAGUGCCUGAAAACAGAGAAGUUUGGCGUGAGGAUGACUCACGAGAAACAAUGGAGAAUUGGUCAGUGGGACCUUCUGAUCCUCCUAGAAUACGGCGCUCUGUUCCACUAAGGAGGUAUAAUAGAUUCCACCCCCCUGAGGAUGAUAACGUGUACAGUAUGGAACUCAGAGAGCUUCUUAGCAGAAGAAGUGUUUCGAAUCUUCUCCGAAGUGGAUUCCGGGAGAGUUUGGAUCAAUUAAUUCAGUCUUACGUAGAAAGGCAAAGCCAUGCACCUAUUGAUUGGGAUCUGCACAGAAACUUGCCUAUCCCACCUUCUUCAGAUAGAGACCAGGAUGAACAGAACGAAGAUGGGCACAAUGAUGUGGAUCAAAAUGACGGUAUAGUCAGGCCUUCGCUUGUACUAUCAUCUCCUCCUGUUCCUCCACCACAACCUCUCUGGCAUCAGGAUUUGCAUCACUCCGGCUGGUCUCGUCACAAUAUCCAUCGCUCUGAACUAGAGUGGGAGACGAUAAAUGACCUUAGAGCAGACAUGUCAAGAUUACAGCAAGGUAUGAACCACAUGCAGAGGAUGCUUGAAGCCUGCAUGGAUAUGCAACUCGAGUUGCAGCGCUCUGUCCGCCAGGAGGUUUCUGCAGCUCUGAAUCGUUCAGCUGGUAGCAGCCCAGGGGUUGCAGAGACGUCAGUGGAUGGGUCAAAAUGGGGACAUGUGAGAAAAGGUACCUGCUGUGUUUGUUGUGAUAACCAAAUCGAUUCCCUGCUCUACAGAUGUGGGCAUAUGUGCACUUGUUCAAAAUGUGCAAAUGAAUUGGUUAGGACGGCAGGGAAGUGUCCAUUGUGCCGGGCACCCAUUAUUGAGGUGAUCCGAGCUUACUCUAUACUCUAGACAGAGUGAUGACUAAAACAACACAAAAAAGUAUGUAUUGCAUGUAUAUGUAUUGCAAGUUUAAGAUAAGAAUAGUAAGGAGACAUGGAGUUGAGGGGGGUUAUCACUCGCUUUGCUCCUUAGGAUCACAAAUGUAGAGCAUUUACUUCGCCUGUAUUGUUUGUUCUGAUUAUUUGCAGAAUGCUUUGCAUUUGUAAAGUUGGAAAAACAAAACGGCUUCUUCUCUUCAUAUAAUUCGUUUAUAAAUAAAAGAUCAUUUUUUG
Molecule: messenger RNA, 3281 nt
Organism: Cuscuta europaea
Lineage: Eukaryota; Viridiplantae; Streptophyta; Magnoliopsida; Solanales; Convolvulaceae
Source: the annotation of a GenBank genome assembly